AUGUACGCUCAUGUGAAGUCGGGUCAAUCGCUAUGCGGGUACGUGCGUGGGUGCUGGUCCUCGAAUCUCGAAUGGUCGAUCGAAGAAUACCGAAUGAGCCGCGACGUCCAGUACCUCACCAAGCUCGAGGAGUUGCGUAGGAAACUCAACGAAAAACAAGCGAAAAAGUGCUCGGCGGAAGAGGUGGAGCCGCUCAGAUCCGCUGUCAUUGCCAUCGAA
Mesorhabditis spiculigera is the source of this 219-nucleotide messenger RNA. The record is from the annotation of a GenBank genome assembly. NCBI's taxonomy places the organism in Eukaryota, Metazoa, Nematoda, Chromadorea, Rhabditida, Rhabditidae.